Molecule: messenger RNA, 3221 nt
Organism: Oncorhynchus masou masou (cherry salmon)
Lineage: Eukaryota; Metazoa; Chordata; Actinopteri; Salmoniformes; Salmonidae
Product: zinc finger protein 3 homolog
Exons: 4
Coding region: 455-1828 (457 amino acids)
Biological process (GO): regulation of transcription by RNA polymerase II
Molecular function (GO): RNA polymerase II cis-regulatory region sequence-specific DNA binding; DNA-binding transcription factor activity
Source: RefSeq, a predicted model, not a curated record
AGAAGAAGAAAACGGAAGCGCGAUUGCGCACGCAUCUCCGAUUUGAGACAUGGUGGCAUUUAUCAACAUCGUUUGCCUUAAAUAGAUCUCUUACAAAUGUCGAAUUGGUCCAAUAUCAACAUUUGCCAUAGCGUGAGAACUGGAAAUAUACUGAUUAUUUAUUGCUCAUUGGCAAGCAAAAAUUGUUUAAACAUAUUUACUUUGUCACGGCGAAUAAAUACUGGGCUGGACAGGAUGGCGAGCUGCAAUUUUCAGGAGCAGUUUGUAUCCAUUAUGGAGGUAUUGGCUAAAGCAGCUGUAGCAGAAAUAAACAAACGUGUAGAUGAUAGCUGUGCUGUUAUACGUUUGGAAAUGACCCAAAGCCAGCGAGAUAUUGAUGUACUGAAAAGAAAGUGUCAAAUUAUGGAGAGCGAGUUGAAGAAGACGCGUAGACGAAAGGGUAGGUUUUUACUCCAUGGCAUCAGAGAGAUCUCCAUAUCCAGUCAAGAUUGUUUUGAACAAGCAGAGGAGUAGCUCACAGUGGAGAGACAGCGAGAUGUCUGUUGAAGGGGACUCUCAACCCCAUCCUACUGAUGUGGAGCAGAGAGUGGAGACUGAACCCAUACUGAUCAAAGAUGAGGAGACAGCAGAGGACAUGUGGAAGGCUGACCCUCAGGAAGAGCUCAGGAUCACUGGAGAGGAGUCUGGUUCCAAGCCUCGGAUACCACCAUCCUUUGAGCAACGGCACUGUGGCGAGGACUUCAUCACAGAACCCAAUAUAUCUCCCAGAGACUCAGUGGAACAUUACACCAAUUCUGAUUGUCCAGAGGAACCAGGAACACCCAGGCUCGCAUCUACAGAGGUGUUCAGUACAGAGCAGCACCGGCCAGACGAGGACGACGACUCACUAGACCUAGUGAUGGUGAAGGAUGAGAAAGAGGAGGAGUUAGAUCAGACCACGGCCCUGGCAGGACCUGACCAGUUUGUCAUAGAUGAGUCUGAUGGGCAGCUGUGGACCUCUGUGGAUCCAGGCAGAGACACUGACCCUGUCUGCCACCCAGAUUUCUCCUUUCAUUCCACAGAAGAGUACUCUCAGAAUAUCUCAAUAUUCCCAUCUCAUAGUGGGCUGCCAUCUUUUCCUACUAUGACAGAUGAAGUUGGGCCAUCGCUUCACUCUUCUAUAUGGAAACCACAUGCUAACAUGUUCAGUGCAGCAAAACACAUGACCAGACAUGUCAGGACAUUGGCUGAUGAGACUAGACAACAGAUGCCAGAGGGACAGAGCAGUGAAAGGCUGAACUCAAAUAAUGAUGGUAAUAGUUUAGCUCUACAGUCAAGGCAGCAUCAGUACAGGGCUUCAGAAGCAACAGUGAGAUUGAGUGAGUGCAUGACAGGGUCAAACAUGGCCACCACCUCCACCUUCUCUGGAUACAGCCUGAGUCGCAGUAGUUUUAACAUGGUGAAGAGAAUGAGGACUCAGUGGAGUUCUGGCAGCACCACCGAGAGGCGUUUCAGCUGCACCUUCUGUGGUAAGAGCUUCCCACGUUUCUGGCAGCUCAAAGAACACCUCCGGAGUCACACUGGAGAGAAACCGUACACCUGUGAACAGUGUGGCAGGAGUUUCACCAAGCAGUGCAACCUGAUCAGACAUGCUGUGGUCCAUAGUGGAGAGAAGCCCUACAAGUGCACACAGUGUGGGAAAUGCUUCACUCAGCGCUCCAGCAUGAAGUCACAUCAGAGAACUCACAUAGACGAUAGUCCAGUGUCUCAAUAUGUGGCACCCACAUACCCUGGGGAUCCACACACGUUUAAUGUUGUCUCAGACCAGAUGGAACAAAUAGGAACAUAAUUGCAUUAUGCUUCGGAAACAAUUUCAACGUCAAUCAACCCUACUCGCUAUCUUCUACACUAUCUGAUGUGCUUUCUUUUUGUAUCUAAUACCUCUACUGAUACACUCCCUAUGUAUUUAUUUGGACAGUGAAGCUACAACUUUUAAUUUGGCUUUAUACUCCAGGAUUUUGGAUUUGAGAUCAAAUGUUUUUCAUGAGGCGACAGUACAGAAUGUCACCUUUUAUUUGAGGGUAUUUUCAUACAUCUGUUUUACCAUUUAGAAAUGUAGGCCCUUUAUGUAUCUAGUUCCCCCAUUUGAAGGUGGCAUAAGUAUUUGGACAAUUUCACUUAGUGUAUAAAAAUCUGUCAGAAGUUUAGUACUUUGCCCCUUAUUCUUAGCACCUAAUGACUACAUCAAACUUGUGACUCUACAAACUUGUUGGAUGCAUUUGCAGUUAGUUUUGUUUGUGUUCUGGAUUACAGUGCGUCAUUUUGGAGUCACUUUUAUUGUAAAUUAAGUAUUGAAUUUGUUUCUGAACCCUUCUACAUUUUAAACCCUACCAUGACUACGGGUAAUCAUAAAUUGAUCUUGAAUAAUGAUGAGUGAGAAAGUUACAGAGAUAAAUAUCAUGCCCCCCAAAAAAUGCUAACCUCCCUUGUUACUAUUAAUGGUGAAAGGUUAGCAUGUUUUGGGGGCAUGAUCUUUGUACAUCUGUCACUUUCUCACUUGUUAUUCACAAAUUCAUUCAUGAUUAUCUGUAAUCAUGGUAGCCACCACAUGAAUGUAGAAGUGUUCACAUUCUAUUCUUAUUUACAAUAAAAGUGACUCCAAAAUGACACUACAUUAUUUACCAUUAAUUUCUAUUGGGCACAAAAUAAUCUGAAACACAACUAAAACAAACUACAAAUGAAUCCAGCAAGUUUGUAGAGUCAUGAGCUUGAUGUAGUCAUUGCGUGCUAGGAAUAUGGGCCAAAUACUAAACUUUUGACUAAAUUUAAUACUAAUGACACCUUCAAAUGGGGGGGAGUAGAUGCAUUAAGUGCAUUAAUUUCUAAAAUGUAAAACAAAUGUAUAAAAAUACCCCCAAAGUAAAGGGUGACAUUCUGUUAUGUCGCCUCAUAAGACAUUUGAUCUCAAAUUCAAAAUGCUGGAUUAUAGAGCCAAAUGAAAAAUAUUUACUUCACUGUCCAAAUAAAUACGUCGGGAGUGUAUAUGCCUUAAAAACAUUGAGAAGAACCUCUGAAUGUUAAUUAGCUAUAACACAUGUAGUAUACAAUAGUUAUUGGAAAUAUGUAAUGAAAUUCAGUUUAUUUGAAGUUUACAUGAAACUGGUUUCAUCGUCCAUGUUCCCCAGCUAUGUGUCAAACAAAUAUAUCCCUUUUCCUUGAUUAAAUACCAUACCACAUCUUCA